Molecule: messenger RNA, 2280 nt
Organism: Aspergillus homomorphus CBS 101889
Lineage: Eukaryota; Fungi; Ascomycota; Eurotiomycetes; Eurotiales; Aspergillaceae
Exons: 3
Coding region: 187-2127 (646 amino acids)
Source: RefSeq, a predicted model, not a curated record
CUUGAAUGCUUGGUCGACCACCUCCUUAUUCACGAUUAGCUUUUUUUUUUAACCUUUCCCCCUCGUUUCCUCCUUUCCUUUCCACUCCCCGACUCUCCUCCCCCUUGACAUGAUCACUUUGAUUCAGUUGACGAGAGAGAGAUCGUCCGACCGCCUGCCAUUCACAAACUACGCCUAGACCACAUCAUGGCCCCUCAAUCCAUCGACUCCAAUGCUGGCCUUUCUCCAUCACCCGAGGCGAUCUCCCUGUGGAAGAAGCGUUUCGACAAGCGACAUCCAUCGACCAACCCAGUAAUUGCCAUUCUUGAUGUCGAGUACAACGAGCUCGUCCUGUCUUGGAAAAGGCUCCAAGAGACCCUCGCCCCGCCAGAUCUGGUCCAUUUCCAGGAACGUGCCCAGGGACCUGAAGAUGUCUUGAGUCUGGUGAGCAGCAUUGAGCCGGUCUGGACGUCCAGCUCGAGGCAGCGAGUGGUCCGUGACCAUUGUACCGAACUGAGAUCCACCCUUCAUACCCACAGCGUCCUUUUGAGUGCCCUCCCAAAAAAUGAAGCAUAUCUAUCCCUCUUCUACAGCGUCCUCCAGUCAACGCUUAAGGCAUCAGCAAGCUAUCCAAGGAUUAUGGAGGGAUACAUAAAAGCGCUCGUUAUGAUCAACCGGUCCUCGAGCCUGUCCAUCACCACGGAUUUAUCAUCCUGCUCGAAAGACACAAUCAACUCGAUCGCACGCUUCUACACGUAUUUCUUCUUCUUCCUGGGCGAGUUCAUGGACUGGCUUGUGCGCAAACAAAAAUGCCGACUGCUGAAGAGUCCCAACCACAACGUUUACCACACAUUCCGAAAUCUCGUCGGCCACCUGCGGCGCAGCGCCAGGGACAUAAUGGGUGGAAUCGAUGAUGUGAUGGACGUGGAUGAGGACGACAACGAUACUGAAGCGAUAAGAGACACAACAUGUGACAUGGAACUAUGUCUUUCCGAACAAGCCCGCUUGGAACAAAUUGGUUUACAGCGGAUGGAUCGCCGAUACAAAGCCCAGAACGCCUUUAUCCGCCAAUUAGUCUGGGAAAUUGCAGAGGAUGCGGUGAAACGCGCAAGGCUAUUGAAGGAAAGAGACGCCCUACUUGCGAACUUGCUCGAUACGGUGGGCCACCAGAUACGCCCCGUGAGCCAGCAGAAUACUGGCAUUGCUUGCUUAACAACGACAGCGUCCAGGGAUAUAGGUAGGGUAACGAAGGCGUACAUGAAGGAUCAGACGGCUUGGUAUGCUGACGAUAUCACCUUGCAAGACAUGGAUAGAUUCACCUCGAACGAAGGAAGUCAGAAACACAAGUACACGCGCGCGGAACUGCAACUCGCUUCCAGUCAUUUGGAGAACUUCUUCGACGCGGACGAUCAAAACCCUGAGCUUGACCCGGAUGUGGAGGUGAUUGCGGAGGAGAAUGUCAUGACUUCAUUGCAACAGUGGGCGACCGACACAUAUUCCCAAGUGCUUGCCGUGGGAGGGUCGCCCACCACAGCUUUCCCUAGCCCUGUCCUUCUCAUCUCGACAUGCUAUGCCAGCCUCGCACGGAAGGCCCGAUUACCGGUCAUCUCCCAUUUCUGUACGGGUCCCAACAACGGAACAGACGAAUUGACGUACGAGCAACAUUUGAUCGCUUUGGCCUACAGCUUGAUUCGACAAUUGAUAGAAUACUUGCCUCCGGUGAUCGAAAGCCACUCGGGGUGUAACCUGAGCGCCGAGCGCUUCAAACCGUUGAAUGGCACGUUAACCUCCUGGAAGGAAGUGCUCUCCUUGAUCGACAUACUCCUCUACUAUGCCCCACCUCUGAUGGUGUGUGUGAUCCAUGGUCUGGAUGCUAUCCAGGACCCGUCCACUGACCCAUACAUCCGGUCUCUGGUCCGCAUUCUCCUGACACACACAAGACACCAAACCACCACGAUGGCGGAGGGGCUUGAGACACAGAGCGUUCUACUCAAGAUAUUAUUUACCGUCGCUGGACGACCGAGCUCGCUGGUGGAGACGCUGUCGGAGAGCCAGCUGAUAUUGCGCGAGUCGAACCAGACGGGCGAGCUGGCCACGAGCGACUCUAAACUAAGCCCCGAUGUUGGGGUUGUCAUGAUGAAUGCAUAAUCCAAAGCACAUGACAACAACGAAGCCAAUUUCUCCUUGUUUUAUUCUUUUUCUUACAGACUUGUCGGGCUGUUCUCGGGCCCAAAUCCGGGACAUAUAGAAUUGUGCGCAGGCUGGAAUCUUUGAGUAUAAUCCAUAUUGGCAAGAGACCAG